AUGGACCCCCUCUCAGCCUUGUCCGUGGCUGCGGCUGUAAUUCAGUUCGUCGACUAUGGAGCUGGUAUUGUAUCAAAAGGAACCCAACUUUAUAAGUCUGUGGAUGGGGCCUUGGGCGAGAAUAUUGAGCUCGAAACAGCAUCUAUCCGACUUCAACAGUUGAGCAGCGGUGUGCAAGGCUCUCUCAGUCAGGCUCGUCGGGAUAGUACGCAGGGCUCACCCACUCAAGUUGACCAAGAUCUGGAGACAAUAUGCAAGGAAUGCGUAACGGUAUCAAAGGAAUUAGUGGACAAGCUUGAAACAUUGAAGGUCCCUGGAGAUCACCGCUACAAGAAGUGGAAGAGCUUCCGGCAGGCACUGAAAUCGGUUUGGUCCAAAGAGAAGAUCGAAGCGAUUGCGAAAAGAUUAUACAGCUUGAGGGCGGAGUUGAAUACACAUGUUGUAGUUUCUCUGAGUGGCAAGGUGACCUCACUGUCUAUUCAACAGGACGCUCGCUUUAUAUCGCUUGACGCUGGUGUCGGAAGAAUUAUGAUAGCACUACUAGCCAACAAUGAGGCCACCCAAGCCGAGAUUGCCCAAGUGGAAAGCAAAGUCGACGGGGUAUCUAUCCAGCUUAAUGCCAUGAGUUUGUCUGGACAAGAAGAACAUGCCAAGACUCGAGAACUAUUAGAGAAUCAAGAGAAAGAUAGGCACCGAAGAAAAGCGGAGCUUCACAUUCGUGAGAGCCUCCGAUUUGAAUCAAUGACCCAUCGAUAUGAGACCAUUUCGGAAGCACAUCAACGUACAUUCGAAUGGAUAUUUCGGGAGCCCGAGGAAGAACAUUUGACGUGGAGCAGCUUCAUCGACUGGGCCGAGUCAGGUAGCGGGAUUUAUUGGAUCAACGGGAAAGCUGGGUCUGGGAAGUCGACUCUUAUGAGAUUUAUUGUUGACGAUUCACGAACUAGAGGGCACUUGCAAAAAUGGGCACCACAUGGGGCUCUGAACACUCUAGCUUUCUUCUUCUGGAACAGUGGGGUGCCAGAACAGUGUUCACAAGCUGGAUUGCUGAGGUCAAUCAUUCAUGAUGUCCUGGAAAAACAUACCAAUUUGUUUCCGGAAGUCUGCCCCGAGGAAUGGGAGAAGUCUCUGGAGCUGGCCAAACAUGGAGUACCUGUAGCACUUGAGAGCUGGUCGCUAUCGAGACUACAAAAAAACUUCAAACGACUGGUUGGCUGUGCCUCCGAGAAGAAUCACUUUUGUUUCUUUAUCGACGGUUUGGAUGAAUAUAAUGGAGACUACGAAGAGAUAUCCGACUACUUUUCUUCGCUUUCCAAUUUACCGUAUGUCAAAUUCUGCAUCGCCAGCCGGCCCUUGAUUGUUUUCAAGGACUCCUUCAACGGAUUUCCAAGCCUCAAACUUCAGGAUCUGACAUCAAACGAUAUUCAAAGAUAUAUCAAGGACAAGUUAAAUGGUCAUAAGAGAAUGAAGUUUUGGACCACAAGAGAACCUGAGACAUGCAAAAGACUUGUUGCACAGCUUAUUAACAAAGCUGAGGGUGUGUUCCUUUGGGUUAAGCUUGUCGUCAAAUCCUUGCUCAAGGGACUGAGCCAAAGGGAUGGCAUUCCUCAGCUUCUGAAGAGACUCGAUGCAUUUCCAUCGGACCUAGAACUGCUGUAUGGACAUAUGCUG
Messenger RNA from Hyaloscypha bicolor E, 1668 nucleotides. RefSeq lists its product as uncharacterized. The record is from RefSeq and is a predicted model, not a curated record. NCBI's taxonomy places the organism in Eukaryota, Fungi, Ascomycota, Leotiomycetes, Helotiales, Hyaloscyphaceae. The annotation marks the transcript as partial. The transcript is spliced from 2 exons.